This is a messenger RNA of Chelonia mydas (Green sea turtle), 6311 nucleotides long. It is a transcript of the gene RWDD3, whose product is annotated as RWD domain containing 3. Gene Ontology annotation, biological process: positive regulation of protein sumoylation; positive regulation of hypoxia-inducible factor-1alpha signaling pathway. Gene Ontology annotation, molecular function: protein binding. The transcript has 9 exons. Lineage: Eukaryota; Metazoa; Chordata; Testudines; Cheloniidae. The record is from RefSeq and is a predicted model, not a curated record. The coding region runs from base 374 to 736 and encodes 120 amino acids.
GCCGCCCCGGCGGGCGUCGGAGCGCUUGGCAGGGGCCGGUGGUCGCCAUGUCGGCGCUGGCCCUGGAGGAGCUGUCGGCUCUGACGGCUAUUUACUGCCAGCCGGAUGAGUGCGCGGUGCUAGCGGUGUCAGGAGACAGAUAAUGAACCUGCCCUAUAUAAAGAUUUGGACUAAAUCUUCUGAGAUGCUGGGGAUAGAGUUUUAAUUAAGGCAGGUUGCCAGCUUCUGAACAACCUUAUUGUGAGAUAGCCAUGUCAUCUGGACCCACAGCCUUAAACUGCAGGUUAAUCACUAGGGAGACUGAAGUCAAUUCUCCACUCUCCUGCUGACUAUAUGAGAGGAGCAGUGGCACUCGACCUCGAAGACCUGGAGAAUGGUUUCAUCACUGGUGAUGUUGCAGUGGUCACUUGGUCUCAGGGUGAGAUACUUGGGAGCUGUGCAGGAUGAUCUCAGGGAGGCUCUCAGCUGUGGAAUUCCCUAUCAGCAUAGACAGGGAACCAAGGUGAGCACACCGGACCAACCCAGAACCCCGAACUCUCGACCAGGAACCAUCGCCAGGAACCCAGAGCCACUGCUCAUGAACUCGCCAUCAGGAACACCUCUGUCAAGGAUAGGAUCAGGAAUGAUGAUAACCCAGCUCUCACUCCUCACCAUCAAGCCAUCAGUCAAGAAACAUCUUAUGGGGAGAAAAUCUGAUGUGAAGAGCAGACAAGGUCACCUGUUGCUUGUAGAUUGACAAUGUGGAAACACGUACAGCACAGGCAACAGCACUGCAAUUCACCUACCUCACCAGGAUGUUUCGCCCUUCAACUGGAACCACCAUCUGUACAGUAGGAAGGUGGUUUUAGAUUCCGUUCAGUCCUUGAUUUUCAUGCUGAGAAUGCCAACAGUGUAACUGACUAGUGCCAAUUGUGGUGGCUUUUGUGAAGUGGAUCCCUGUCAGCUGUGUACUGGGUCAUGGCCUCUAGCUCACUUUGCAUAGGACACCAAACAGCCAUCUGAUGGUGAAGACUCACCAAGGACAUCUACAGUGCAAUUUAAUGUGUAACUGAGGCUUGGAUAUAUCUGCCUGUGCUGGCUUGAAUCUAGGUAGCUCUGAUAACAAGAGCAGUGAAGACAUGGCAGCACAAACCUCAGUGCAGGCUAGCCUCCUAAGUACAUACCUGGGGUCCCUGGCAGGCUUGUACUUGGGUGGCUACCCUGUGCUGAAGCUUGCGCCACCAUGUUUUCACUGCCCUUGUUACAUGAGCUACCUUGAUUAAAGCUAGCACAGGUAGGCAUAACUUGACAUUACACCUUAAAUUGCAGUGUAGGCAUACCCUUAGAUGCUACUGCCCAGGGCUCGAUUUAAAUUGAUGUCCUAGAACUCAGAGGCUUUAUGUUUGAUUUCCAAGCACUUGAACUCUCCAGUACCUCAAUAAGAACUAAUUUGAAAACACUUGCAUCCCUUCUUAAGUUUCUCUAAAGACACACCAGUGCCUCCUAGAAAGGGGCAUGAAGCUUAUAGCUAAUUGACUUUUAGAGAUGAACAUCUGACCAAUCUAAACUGUAAUCUCUGCAUUACAUUUUCUCCAGAGUUCUGGGCAUUUUGUUAAACUUUUUAAAGGCAGAAAUGUGUAAAAUAUCUCACACAAUUAUUGGAAAUAAUUUUAUGGCUCUUCACCACUUUUCCUGGGUUAUUGUUUGCUCCUAUCUUCCUAGAGAAGUUGCUAAGCUACAGUAAGAUGGUAGGUGACAAAUUCUUCAUGUAGUGAUCAAGGCAUACAGUAAUGGUGACCCUUUGGUUAGGCAGAAAGUUACUGCCAAAUAACAGGUGGUUUUCACUGUGUGUGUGUGUGUGUUCAGAGAACUCCUUUCAUCACUGUAAUCUUUGGUUGUUGCUGAAGGCAGACAUGGUUGAGAUGAGUAAGCUUUAUAGGGAAGUAAACAAAAGAAAACUAAAGGAACAUAAAAUUUAUGCUUGUAAAAUAAGAUGGGUCUCCUCUGUUUAUUCAGACAGAGAUGUCAGAUUAUAUGCAAGAAUGUUGAGAAGCCACCUGUAAAACCAAUCCCACUUCUAACCUAGAAAAUGGACAGACUGUCUCCUGGUGACAGAGACCUUCUGACAGUAUCAGAGUAUGUGAAACUGAAGGCUUCCUGUAUCUCCUUUGCUGAAAACAAAAUUGGAUUUAUACUGUCACUCUCCUUCACCAGUGCUUUCUGGUUUCUUCUCUGUUUUAUUUUCAACUCAUUACUACACUCUUUUCAUUUUUGGAAUUUUCCUAUGUGAAAGUCUGUACUACAAGCUCCAGAGGACACAGCUGGGAUUGGAUAUAUUUGUCAUGUCCGUGGAAGUAAGAUUUUUGGUUACAUUAAUCCACACCUAAAUUAAUAUUGCAUUUAUUUGAUAACCCACAAAUUCUGCAUUUGAGGGGAAUGUGUUUGUACAUAAUCUCUGUCUACAGUUGCAAGAUCAUGUCCAAAACUUGCCUUUUCUUCCUGCAUAGUAUCUCUAAGAUCUAUCCUUUUCUCUUUGUCCAGAGAGCUAUAAAAUUUUCUCUUGUCCCAUCUUGAUAACUUUCUUUUCUGACACCUUUCUAAUGCCCACAGUGUCCUGCUCCAGUCUGUACAAAAUGCUGAAACCAAGAUUUUCUCCCUUACCCAUGAAUUUGACCACAGUAGCUGCUCUUUGAAUCCCUGCACUGUUUUCCCAGCUUUUAUCUUCCCAACCCUAUCCUGUAUUCAGCUAGUCCGAGGAUGCCAGCUUCAUCACUCUGCUUAUCACCUUUUCCCACAACUGUUUCUACACUUCCUUCUACACGGCCCCUCUACGCAUGGAAGGCCUUGCCUGUGCUGGUCUGCAGAUCCACUACCUGCUCUUCUCUUAAAUCCUCCUUGGAGACCCACUUCUUUUUGUGAGGCCGGCAAGAAAUUUGCCAGUUAAAUUUCCUACUUAUUCAUCCUACAUAUUUAGGAAAAAAUGUGCCAAAAACUCUCCUCCAUAGUGUACACUAAUAUUGCUGAGUUAAUAUGUAACCUUAAUGUUGCUUCUGGUCAUUCUUCCUAAUGUCUUGUUGUUAUCCUCACUGUUGUAUCCAAAAUUUGUUUGUAAGCUCUUGAGUAAGGGAUCUUGUCUUUCCAUCUGUCCUGGGAGGUGCCUAGCACAUGCUUGGGUAAAGUUAAGAAAUAUUUUCUCAGGGAAACUUUGGCCACAAGAACUUUUCUUCUUCCUCCUCACCCCCCAAAAGGCAAUAGGAUCUAUCUGGAGUCACCUAAAACUGGAAAUGAGGUCCUACGGCUCAUUAGAGUAGGAGCAAUAGAGUAAGGAGAAGGCUCCGGUGGUGGUCGGGUUUCCCUUAGUUUGAGUUCAGUGAUAUUUAGUAUAUCUAGUAAACGUCUAGGAGUUAGUUCAUAUCCAUCUUCUGUGAAUCAAGCGCAGAGUUUGGUUCUUGAACCCCAUACACAGAUUGAACAAUCCAUGCUUUGCACAACCCUAACUGUAACCUCUCUUGAUUCCUGAUCUCAGAUUGUACAAUGAUUUCAACACUAGGUUUUUGCAAUCUAAUAUUUUCUCUACUAGAUCUCAACAUAAGGCCUUGAACCUUUCUAAUGGAGCCUUCAGGCUUUCAGUUUAAAGUGAUAAUUUUUAAUAAAAGCCUGCCAACAUAUAAAAUCAGACUGCCUAUGAAAUUCUGAUUGUCAUUUAAAAUCCACUGAAACUUUGCUUUAUUAGCAGUAAACUCCUUUUGGACAUCUGUAACAUGCCACAUUUGGCCAAACUGAAUAAGGCACAGCACAAGGCUGGGCAACAAUGUGAUCAAUUUCAGAAAUGAUUAGUAUUUGCUGAAAAAUUACCAAUAUUACAAAGCUUUGUCUAUAGCACCAAGUAAAGACUAGGGUUGGCUCAACCACUUCAGAGGUAGCAGACCUGAUUCUGAUCUUUGCUUAUUCUUUGAAACAAACCCAAAUCAAACAAUUUUUGUGGCUCAAAAAGUUAAUUUAGUUCAAGUAUUUAUCAUUCUGCUAGGUUGUUUGGGAGAAGAGGUACUGAGCUACUGUGAGAGGAUGCUCUCCUACAAGAGCUGAAAUGCUGUGUGAAAAGCUGCUUUUACGAGAUUCCCAGGCCUUCAUGGAAGUACAGUUACAUAUGUUCUCACAAGUUCUCAUGAGUGUUUCACUCCAGCUUUGUUCUGACCACAGACUCUAGAAGUUCACAUACAAUAAGCAUCCAGAUCUCAGUUAUCUGAACCAAAUUUCUUGAGGUUUGUCCAUCACUGGUGAAGAUGCUUAAAGUUACACUACAAUCCAAAUUAUUUCCCCCCAAAAGUUCCCAUAGUCGAUUGUCCAGUCUGCAAUUAGGGAAGUACCAUGACCACUUCUGCUAUGUAUAGUAAAUAAACAGUCCCUAAAAUGAAACUGAUACAAAUCCAAUGAUGAGAAGUGAAGGAGUUAAAAAUUCCAGUAAAUGAGCUCUCGAUGAAAUUGAACUACGUUGGUGCAGAGUCUCUGAAUUCUAUUAGUUUUGACAACCUCAGUUAUUCUCGUGCGUCUCAUCAUCUGUAAAGCUAACAAGGGCUGAUAAGAGAUGAUGAGGCACCACACCGGUUUGUAUUUCAGAAUUCAUAAAUAUUUCACAAUACCAUUUUCUUACAAUCAGAUACAUUAGUUUGUCGAGUAUAGAUGUUGCUGAAUAUUCACUCUGUGCUGAGGUUUAACAAAGGCACUGCAAGGAUAAACAUUUUUAAAUCAGCAGAAAUAAGCCAUGAGUUGGUGCUACAUAUUCCACAGUUAUUUGCUUUCAAAUGCAUGUUCUAAUUUUAGUAAAAUUGUUGAAUUUUGACCUCUAGGAGCUGCUGCUGUCUUGCUUGUAAAUAUACUGUUAUGCUUCAUAGCUGCCACCCUCUGCCCAUCCCCCACCGAUUGGUUUCUUUUUUUAUUUUUUGAGCUACUUCAAAAUUUUACACUAUAGUCAGAUACCCAAGGGUGAAUUUAAUUUGGAACAAACCUUGGUCUUGACAUCACAAAUUUUAUUAGGGGAUCAAACAAUGCAACAUACAAUUUUCUCAGGCUGCACUUCAUCUAGAGAUACUUGAGAUUCUAAAAAUUAAGUAAAUUGGCUGAAUGUUUGAAGUAAAAAAAUUAUAUGAAGUACAGUGUGGCCAAACUCUCCCCAAAGUAGCAGUUAUUCUUUUUCCUGCUAUAAUAAGAUGGAGCACACAAAUAUCACUUGAUUAACAGCUGCACUGUUAAUUUCCCUUUUUGGUUGCUUGACUCACAGCAAGAAUCAUGUCAAUGCAGCAGAGAAGCAAUUAAAUUGAUUUUAAUCUUUGUCAGAGAAGAUAACAUGCCUCUUUCUUUUCUCAUUUAAAUAAUUAAAGUUUCAGCAGGUAUUAUUUCUGGCUUUAAAGAAAUUGGUAUCUUAAUGUAAUAGAAUCCUUGUAAUUAUACACUUAAUGAUUCUUAAGAAGUUAAUCAUGGUUGUUCAUUUAAAUGUGUGUGUAUAUGUAUAUAUUAUUUAUUAAACUUUUAUUUGCUUUGGUGGUUAUGCUUUUCAGAGGGUGGAACAUAUAAAAAGUGAAAUUCUAAAAAAAAUCCUUUCUCCUUCUCAUUUCUUAUAUUUUGCCUUUCGAAUUUUUAUUUUAAGCAAUAUUGUCACACUUCAACAAAUGUUUGAAAAAUCUUUUAUUAAACCAAUUCUCAUUAAGAGGAAGAUGAAGCGUUUAGUUGUCUCGCUACAAUGAAUUACUUUGGUGAAAAAAAUUCAUAUCAUGAGGAAAAAACAAAUAUUUUUGUAUCAGUGCCAUCGUGCAAACUAAACUUCAUUAGGAGCACAGUAAAUACAGUUGCACCCUUUUGACCCGAGUGGCUAGUCACACUUGGUGCUCUAGGGAGGGUUCCAGGUGGGAGCAGAAACAAUGCCCAGUGGAAUCUGCCAUCUACAUGUUGCUAGUUUCUGGGCAGACUCAGUUAUGCUUUAUUUUAGGUGCGGUGCUUUAACUGUCCCUCACAACUAUCUUAAAUGAAGGGUGCAUUCACACAUAAUUUUCAACAAGGUUUCAAUUCAACCCAUAACAAGGUUUAACCCAGCUCAAACAAUAUUGUUACCCUUUUUGGCCUGAGUGGUUAGCCAAUAUUUGAGUGCGGGCAGGUUGUUUACAUUAGUAGGAGAAAUUGAUGAUGGAGUCAGGGUAGUCUAUUCAUGCAGUCCUGUUAAUUUACAAAGAGUGUACAUAAAGUCUUGUUUCCCUUAACACAGUAGGAAUCAAACAGAAAGAAGUUUUUGUUCACAUUUCCAAGCCUGACUUCCCAGCCAGUCCCAAAAGCUUUCUUUC